CAGACAGUGCUUCUAAUGAACAGCGAGGGAGAAGACUAUCUCCCCAUCGCGCUGUAAAUAAAAGUUCUCCCAUCAAGGUCCGUGUGUAAGACCAUCGACCACACACAGUUUGAAGGAACAGUGCAGCACAUAGAAUCUACAGUUUCCGAGAAUGCCCAAAGCUCAGCCCGUCGUCCUCGAAAACGACGAAUUAUUUGGUACUCCUUUAGCAGUGACAGCGGUCUCUUCCUCCACGUAUAAGACAUGGGACAACCCAGAAUCAGAAUCUGAAAGUUGUUAUGAUCAAUAUUUGAAGCGGUCACUCGGCAACUACCUUUCACAAUGCCUCCAGGAAGUCGUGGAACUGAAGCCCAGAGAUCCGAUUGAGUUCAUAGCCAAAUAUCUUUACAAAUGUGUAGACAACGAGCACUAUCACAAGGAGAAAAUCUUGUUUCUCCAGAGCCUUGUGCAGCAGAAGCAGCUCCAAGAGAUGGAGGGAAAGCGAAGGCAGCUGGUUAUCAAGCAAAUGAUGGCUGGCGCAGAAGAACAAAAGAGAACAAUAAGACAGUUGAAACUGGCUGAGCUCAAUGACCUGAUGAUAACCCUCUCUUUAGAAUCAGACCCGCCAGAUAAAUCCUUGCUGUUCCGAGCCAAAGCUCUGGCGAGCGCCACGAGAGAUUCCUCAGUGGUAUCAGAACUAGAGAAGAUUGAGAAGCUCUCACUGUUCCCUAAAAGCAAGGGACGACGCAGUCGGUCAAGCAUGUCAAGCAUCAGCCAGAAGGCGGGCUCUGUAGAUGACGAGCAACUCAGGUCCAAAAAAGUAUCCAGGGACGAGGACGGGAAAGAACUCUGGGAUGGCUCACGCCAAUACCCGGAUGGAUCGGUGCAGAGAACUGACGGAGUUAUUUACCUUCCUGACGGCUCCGUUAAAUUUCCUGACGGCCUCACUACUUUCCCGGACGGCACAGUUCGAUUCCCGGACGGCACAGUACGACUUCCGGAUGGCCGAGUUUCAGAUCUUAAUUACGAAGGUGUUGAAAUAGACGAAGAUGGAACAAUUCAUUACUCUGAUGGAACUAUACGGCACCCAGACGGCACCGUUGUAUAUCCGGACGGAUCCGUCAGAUACCCGGAUGAGAACGGGGUCGUCAUUGAUCCCGACGGCACAAAGCGUUAUCCUGAUGGAACUGUGGAGCUUCCGAACGGGACCAUAAUCUAUCCUGACGGUAUGGUUCGUUACGGCGAGAAAGAUCCGCGCAAUAGAAUGAUGCAGAGGUUGGUCGACACCAAUUUAAAGAAGUACGACAUCCAAGAUUCAGCAAAAGCUGUGGCUCUGAGCCACGGCAUACGCCCGGUUCUUCCACCAAUACUUGCUGGCAGCAGUGAAGAGCAAUUGCCGAAUGGCGGAGUAAGAUUGCCGGAUGGCUCAAUACGAAAUCCGGACGGAACUAUCCUUCUUCUAGACGGAUCUGUGCAAUACCCUGGCGGCACUAGACGAUUUUCAGACGGCAAAACUCAAUUCCCCGAUGGCAGCAUCGUUUUUCCAGACGGCAGAGUGUCUGAACCCGAUAGGUUAUCAGUGGAGAUCGAUGAGGAGGGAAUUAUGCACUAUCCUGACGGUACGGUGCGAUUCCCGGACGGCAGAGUUCAAUACCCCGACGGUAAAAUAAGGUAUCCGGACAGAGAUGGUGUCGUCGAGGAUCCCGAUGGUACCUUACGGUACCCAGACGGAACACUGCUACUGCCCGACGGGACAAAACUGUUCCCAGAUGGUUCUGUCCUUUACCCGGACAAGGACCCUCGGAGAAAAAAGCUGGAGUACUUUGUCGACAACAAUGGUAAAAGAAAGAGACUUGAUUCAAUCCAAGGCAUCUCUCCAUCCAAGCAAGACUUGAUGUCUGCAAUGCAGGGCGGGAAAUUUAGAGUAAAUAAACGAGGUUUCCUAGAAUUUUAUGACAACGCUCUGGGAGUUCUAGCUCCAUCAGCGCCGAAACCAGCAGCAUUCAAAGUGGACGACCCCAAGUACUGGAUGUCUAAAGACUUCGCGUGUGAGUCCAUGUAUGACCACGAACUCUACACCGUCUGCAGCUUUGAGAUGCCAACCUAUCCUUCUGGAAUGAGGGCCAUGUCUAUAGAAGAUUUCAUUGGUCCGUUUGUCAGAGCCGCGUCUUCGAAAAAAUUGAAUGUCAGCCGUUCCCCUGCACAAAGUGGCUCCCCAAAGAAAGGCGUCUCCAAGAAGAAAGUGCAGUAAGACGAAGCUGAAACACAGUCAAUGCUGCCGCUUCAGGAUUCAGCGUACUCACGAAUCUGUUCCUCGAGUCUUAAAGCAUAUUUAAUUUUCGAAAGCUACUUUUAAGAGUAUUGCUAAAAGUUAGAAUAGAAACACUGCUCUGUAUCCCUGGUUCUUUUUCCAUGCGAUAAGCUCAAAGUAAAGAUAGUGACUUUUUUUUUGGUUGGCUGUACUUAAAGCUUCUUUUGAUAUCACUUUUUAAAAAAAACAAAUUUUGUGAAACACUGAAUUACAUCAUAAGAAUUACUUUCUAUUUCAAGUAGCUUUAGUACGCACUAGCUAGUGGCUUUGGUACGCACCAACUAGUAGCUUUGGUACGCACCAGUCAAGAAAUUUUGUUAGCAUUAGUAAAACAACAAAUGAUGUAAGUUUGGUUGUGGACUAAUUCUCCUUCAUACAUUGAUAUUUUUUAAAAUUGUAGACUAUUGGAGCAAUAAUUAUACAUCUUAUUGGUUCAUUUUCCAAUUAAUUUGUGCUGCAUUGAAUACAUCUGUAGACUGAAAGAAGCACCAGUGAGUAAACUGUCAUGCGUUGCUAGGUUACAAAGAUUAAUAGUCACACUUUUCUUUUAUAUUUUAGCACCAUCGGUUAGAAUUACAAUCAGAGUUACAUAGUUACAUAUCUGUAUACAAUUUUAUUAAUAUGACAUCUUAUUAUAAUGCAAAUGUUUUGAAACUUUUGAAACUUUAUUCCAGAUAGUUUUUUUGAAUAACUGUAUCUAAUCUAAGUCCACAUUUAAUUUCAAAUAUGUGCAACAUUUAGACUACAUGGGUGUUUAUUUAUAUAUGAAAACUCAUUUUAUGUUUUACAUCCGAGAACGUUCCGACCAUUUCCAGUAAUUCAAAUUAUAUUUGAGAAUGUUCCAACAUUUGUAGCAUUCCAUUCAAUGUUAUACUUUGAAAAUGUUUGAUUUUUUAGCACUAUUCCAUCUAAUGUCAUCAGUUAGUCAUCACGGUGUGCAUCUUACUUCCUACAUGACUGAAUGCAUUAAAUGUUCAUCUUGAUUAAUGCUAAUAAACAAAUUACACAAAC
This is a messenger RNA of Biomphalaria glabrata, 3301 nucleotides long. RefSeq lists its product as uncharacterized. Lineage: Eukaryota; Metazoa; Mollusca; Gastropoda; Planorbidae. The coding region runs from base 152 to 2230 and encodes 692 amino acids. The transcript is spliced from 9 exons. The record is from RefSeq and is a predicted model, not a curated record. Gene Ontology annotation, cellular component: Set1C/COMPASS complex.